Molecule: messenger RNA, 726 nt
Organism: Suillus subalutaceus
Lineage: Eukaryota; Fungi; Basidiomycota; Agaricomycetes; Boletales; Suillaceae
Exons: 3
Source: RefSeq, a predicted model, not a curated record
AUUGUUAACCGAAGGAUCAGCAACGAUCUCGAAGAUUGUGCACUUCGACUGUGGAAUCACGGAUGGGAAUCGGAGGAUAUCUGUGAAGCAUUUGGUGUCAGUGAAAGAAGCUGCUACCGCUGGCGACGGAUCUUUGGGGAGUGUGGUACUGUCACGAAGCCCCCUUCUACACUCACAGGACGUACUCGAACAAUCAUGCGAGCCCUGCCAAUGGCUGUCAAAGAUCUCUACUCCGAUCUUUUCCUUGACUGUACAUGGCUGGCACUUCAGCACAAUAUCAUUCUCAGCACUUCCAUCCUAUCACGCAAACUCAAGGAUUCUGGGCUCGCUCGAAAAAUCCUUCAAAAACUUGCUUCCGAACGUGAUGAGGUCUGUCGAGAGGAAUUCAAAGCUGGCCUUCGCAAUGACUUUAUCGGGGAUGACUUUGAAUUCAUUGUCAUCGACGAAACGAACACGAAUGACCGGACAUAUGCACGGCAUUGCGAUCGUUGCUCGUUGUGUGCUGCUAUGACCGUGCAAGGAUACAUUACUGCUCAAGUAGUCGAAGGCUCGUUUGAUGCGCAGGAGUUCUAUGACUUCACAGCCGAGGGUUUUCCACACGUGAAUCCCUUCCCUGCAGAGCGUUCCAUUACUGUUCUCGACAAUUGCCGGGUUCAUCAUGAUGAAAACCUCGGUGACCUUGUCGAAAGUGCUGGUUUGGUUUUUUAUCUGUUCUUUCCCUGGUAA